Molecule: messenger RNA, 544 nt
Organism: Owenia fusiformis
Lineage: Eukaryota; Metazoa; Annelida; Polychaeta; Sabellida; Oweniidae
Source: the annotation of a GenBank genome assembly
AGUUGAGAUGCAGUCAACUUUAAAGGGCAACAUCAAUUUAAAUCAAUAAAACUAACUAGACGCAUUUGCUUUCAAACAAACUUCUAGAAGACAAAAAAUUGGAGACACACAAUAUGACAAAAAUUGGACUCUUUGUAUUUAUUUUUCUCACCAUAGUUACAACAUUGGCAUUAGGAUUAAAACAGUGCAAAAAUUCGAGACAAUGUGGAAAACGGGCAUGUUGCGUUGCUGAUAAUCAGCCAAUUGGAAAGAGAGAUUUGACAAGUGUGCUUUUGAAACCAGAACCAUAUGGAGGCCACUGUGAGAGACUGGGAGAACUUGGUGAUGCUUGCUUAAUGGCAACAUUUGAUCCAUCCCAAGGCAUGUAUUGGAAAUGUCCUUGUAGAAGUGGCCUGACAUGCAUAGGGAGUGGCAUGAUAGAGGUUCCAUUGGGUGAAAUAGGGAAAUGCAGUUAUUCAAAAGAGGUAUAAGGAUAUCAGCAUUUUGGAAGACAAUUUUGACUAUAAAAGGAAUUUAAUAAAUAUACUAAAAUGAUCUAAUCUAA